AUGGUGUAUCGAGGACGGCCGAGCACAGGAUGUAAAACUUGUCGGCAGCGGAAGAUCAAAUGUGACGAGAGACCAGAAGGGUGUGUCAAAUGCGCGGACAAGGGUUACCAGUGCCCCGGGUAUGAGCAAACAAUCGACCGCCUCUUCCAAGAUGAAUCCGCCGCCGUUGAACGCAAAGCUCACAAAGCCAAAGCCAAAGCCCUUGUUGCUCGCGACGAACGGGAAAAGGCCGAGAAAGCUCGACGCGCCGUUGUUCGAAUGCAGGAUGCGAUCGGUAUACCCUUGCUCUGUCCCCUCAUCGACAGAGGUAUCUCUUUCUUCAUGAUGAACUAUGCAGCCGGAAUAGAUCAGCCACCGAUUUCAUCCGCGGCGUACAACCAGCAUCUUAAUACGUAUGGCUUCCACCCCGUGGUGGCUACGACCAUGACGGCACUUGGACUCGCGGGUGCGGCCAACCUCUUUAUGGAUAGUGGAUUGAAGAGAGAGGCUACCGCGUGGUAUCUCGAUGCACUCAAGAUGACGAACAAGGCGCUUACCAAGCCUUCCGAGGCGAAAUCAGACAACACUCUAUUAGCAACUAUGCUGCUGAGUGUUUUCGAAUCCACUCAUAAUGAGUACUCAUUCCAUGGCUGGCUGCAACACGUCCAAGGAUCCUCGUCCCUUGUACGAAUGCGCGGCCUCGCUCAGUUUCAGACGCCAGCCGGUCGCAGGAUGUAUAUGCAGACGAUCGGCUUGCUCGCAAUGAAAUGUAUGGGCAUGGGCAUCGCGCUUCCGCAAUUUGUCCAUGGCAUGAACAAAGAGGUAGAAAAAUGGGAAGACAGUCGCGACCCCGGGAAUCGAUUCUUCCGUGUUCACAUCAAAGCGAUAGACUUCCGAGCAUACAUAUUGAAUCAUCAAGUCACGGAUCUACGAACCAUAGUCGACCGCGCUAUAGAAAUUGACGAAGAAGCGAAGAAAGUAUUCGAGGUCGCGGGUGCAGAUUGGGAUUAUCUGGUCGAGACUUGCGAUGAAGGCACACCUGGUGUGUUUGGCACAGAGUACCAUAUAUAUCCACAUCUUGCCUCGGCGCAAACGUGGAAUUGGCUACGCUACAUUCGGAUAUACAUCCACGACAUCCUCCGCAAUGCUCUCAUCGCGGGCUUCAGCUCUACACCACCGGUCUUCGUCGGGAAGAAGUACAUGGCGCUUCUCACCGAGUCCACCGAAACACUGUAUAAGAUGCAAUCAGACAUAUUUGCCAGCAUGCCUCAGUAUCUACACGACACGCCCAAAGUCCCACCAACCUGGUGCGACUACACACACACAUGGGCGCCCCAAUCCACACGUGAAGGCCUUACACCCCCCAGUACCGGUACUACACCUUCUGCAUACACACUCUCCCCUUCGCCCACCAAAACUGCAAUGGGAGCCACUAGAUGGGGCAUUCCCGCAAGACCCACGAGUCCAUCAGGAAGUCCAAAGACCUUCAUCUCGAAUUUCCGCGAAAACAAGACCUCCAGCACAGUUCCUGAGUUUCGCACUCCCGCAACAGCAAACGAGCAACUACCCGUCAUACGCGUUAGUGGCGGUUACUCCUCUCUCUGGGCCCUCUACAUUGCGGGCUCGACCCCCAUCGCCUCGCCCGAAGCGCACGCCUUUGUGCUGCGCUCGCUCGAAAGAGUCGCGACUGAGUUUGGAAUCAAUCAAGCGAGGGUAUUUGCUAGCGCAUUAAGGACGAAGAUAGAGUUAGAGAGGACGGGCAUAAGUAAAAUGGCCGAAGAGGAGAUGAUGAAUGGGUGGGAUGGUGGGUGGUAUGCGGCGUUGGGCGAUAAGCAGAAGGUCACUAUUAGGAAUUCGGCGUUGAGAGGGGGAGAGCUUGGGAUUGCGCCGGUUUACAUGCCGAGGGUUGGGCCGCACGUUGAGGAUUGA
Didymosphaeria variabile is the source of this 1908-nucleotide messenger RNA. RefSeq lists its product as uncharacterized. Gene Ontology annotation, biological process: regulation of DNA-templated transcription. The record is from RefSeq and is a predicted model, not a curated record. Bases 1 to 1908 code for a protein of 635 amino acids. The transcript is spliced from 2 exons. NCBI's taxonomy places the organism in Eukaryota, Fungi, Ascomycota, Dothideomycetes, Pleosporales, Didymosphaeriaceae. Gene Ontology annotation, molecular function: zinc ion binding; DNA-binding transcription factor activity, RNA polymerase II-specific.